Messenger RNA from Daphnia carinata, 2964 nucleotides. Its product is annotated as dual specificity calcium/calmodulin-dependent 3',5'-cyclic nucleotide phosphodiesterase 1-like. Gene Ontology annotation, biological process: signal transduction. Gene Ontology annotation, molecular function: 3',5'-cyclic-AMP phosphodiesterase activity. NCBI's taxonomy places the organism in Eukaryota, Metazoa, Arthropoda, Branchiopoda, Diplostraca, Daphniidae. The coding region runs from base 174 to 2741 and encodes 855 amino acids. The transcript is spliced from 15 exons. The record is from RefSeq and is a predicted model, not a curated record.
UAACAUCGUUUUCGAAGGCUUAUACAUAGAAGAAACACAUACACACAAGGGCGUCGUGUAUGUGACGUGUGCUCAUCUCCUCGUGACUACUCGUCGCAAAAGAUGCACCAGAAACGGAAAACGAAGGGGGCAACGAGUGUUGCGAUCGUGAAACAUUGUUUGAAGGAGCAUGGAUGGAAGACGGUCGACCAUUGAUAUGUGUAGACAAUUUUAAGAUGGAAAAGAGGCGUCAUCAUCAGUCUUUGACGACGGUGGACGUCGAGUCGGCCGUUUUGAGACGAUGCCAGUCGCCUCGUUACGGACGAUCCUUUUCCAGAUCCACCAUCUCGCUGAAUGAAACCUCCGAGUCCACGCCAACAUUAUCGUCCAGCUUUGGCGAAAACUCAAAAGAGUUCCAUCUCGUCGGAGUCAGUCCGGACGAUUGGGAAACGCCUGUGACGGGCAAACGACGAGAAUCCGCUCCUGAUUUCAAUUCCUCGGAUUCCAACGAUAGUCGGCCCAAGAUUGUCAUCCGUCUCACAUCUGUCGAGGGCCUGGAACUCAACUUGACCAAUUCAGUUCAAGAUAAUCAACUUCUUCCGGAAGCGACGAAAGUCGUCGUCUGCCCGCAUCGGUCGAUCCGCGUAGGAGCCACCCGCCCACAGCCGCCCAAUUCGGUGGCCAGUGGUCCGAAAGGUGCCUCCAAAGACGACAGCACUUUCGAUUACACACCGACGGCCAAUGGAGAAUACACAGGAUCGGAAACUCUGACAAUCAUGCGGCGUUCGAGCAGCAAAAGGAAAAGCCAAAGGUCCGGCACAGGUGCUGGAACUCCCACAGUUAGCGAACUGGACGAUUCGGCAUUAGAGCGGCACGUUGGUAUCAUCGAAGAUGAACCGCCCAUAGAAAUGGCGGCUGCAGCUGUGCCAUCGUCCGAAGUUUGCGAGAACGCGUCUCUCCGGCUGAAAUGCCUAUUGCGGUUGCUGGACAAGGGCGAGGUGCGGCCCGAAGUGGUCCAGAAGAAUCUGAAAUUGGCAAUCCAAGUGCUCGACUCUGUCUACGUCGACGAGGCCGGAAGUCCCGACUGCGAAGACGAUGUCGGCGACGAGGAGGCUUUGUGGCCAGAUACGAAUGACACAAGUUCGCCAGCACCACUCACCAACAACACCCCUCCUCACUUGUUAUUACCUCGUUUGGCAAACCCCUGUCGUUCACGGGCGUCUCGAGUUGGGCUCAGACCGGCCGUCACGUCUCUUACCACUUGUUCUUCUCCUACUCGUUCUUGUUCGUCCACCGCUACUACCCCAACAGCAUCUACCACUGCUACUACCACCGCUACUUCUUCAAAGACGUCUGUUCGUCGUCCUACACUUUUCAAGAAAAGACGGUCGCCGGACGAUGAUGACGAUUUGUCGGAAGUCAGGGCUGAUGCGGUGCCGCCGGAAGUGCGAGCCUGGCUGGCGUCGACCUUUACGCGCCAGAUCAGCAGUCACCGUAAACCGGGCGAGGAGAAGCCGAAAUUCCGUUCGGUGGCGCAAGCCAUUCGGGCCGGCAUCCUAGUGGAGCGCAUCUAUCGACGCAUGUCCUCCUCCUCAUUUUUGCAAUUCCCGGCCGAAGUGGCGCGUAAUUUAAAGCUAAUUGACGAGUGGAAUUUCGACGUUUUCGCCUUGAGCGACGCUUCGGCGGGUUCUCCACUUCGCUAUCUCGGCAUCGAUUUGCUGAAUCGCUAUGGCGUCAUCCACAAAUUCAAGAUUCCAAGCAGCACGUUGGAAGCGUUUCUCAACCAAACGGAGGCCGGCUAUUGCAAACAUCGCAAUCUAUAUCACAACAAUACGCAUGCGGCUGACGUAGCCCAAACGCUUCACUACGUCCUCUAUCAAACUGGAUUGAUGAACUGGCUGACCGAUUUGGAGAUCUUUGCCGCCAUUCUGGCCGCCAUCAUACACGACUUUGAGCAUACGGGAACGACCAAUAGCUUCCACGUCAUGUCCGGCUCGGAGACGGCUUUGCUCUACAACGAUCGGGCCGUUCAGGAGAACCACCACAUCAGCGCCGCGUUCAGGUUGAUGCGAGAAGAGGAUUGCAACAUCUUGAUCAACCUUUCGCGCGAAGAGUUUCGUGAAUUCCGAUCGCUGGUCAUAGACAUGGUCUUGGCUACGGACAUGUCGUGCCAUUUCCAGCAGAUAAAAGCAGCCAAAGCCCUGCUCACCGUUCCCGAGCUCAGUGUGGACAAGUCGAAAAUUCUGUCGCUCGUGCUUCACUGCUGCGACGUAGCCCACCCCAGCAAACCUUGGCCGUUGCACCGACACUGGACAGACUUGCUCCUAGAAGAGUUCUUCCGGCAGGGCGACAAUGAAAAGGAGCUUGGACUACCUUACAGCCCGCUCUGUGAUAGAAACAAUACUUUAGUUGCUGAAUCGCAAAUCGGUUUCAUAGAAUUCAUUGUUGAGCCAACAAUGGCCGUCAUGGGUGAUUUAUUGGACAAAAUUUUGAUACCUAUACGACCACAAUCAGCCCCGAUCCGGAACGAUCACCGAGACUCGAUUUCCGAAGAAAAAUGCGAUGCAGGGGGCGAAGUGGUCACUGUGCCAACCACACCGGAGAAAAACAAAAAAGAUGGUACCAAUUCCAAAAUAUCCGGUGAGAAAAUUAUACGGCCUUGGGAUCUUUAUUUGGAGGAGAACAAAGGCAAAUGGAAAGAGCUGAGCGUUAAAGAUCAACAAAGACGGCAGGAAGAAGCCAAACUGAAAGCUGAAGAUUAAAAAAGAACAUUUCACACUAGUCAAGAAAAUUCGAAUUCGAAUGUUUUACAAAUUAGAUAAGGUUCUCCUCCUGAGAAAGACAAAAAUGAAAAAAAAAAACUAAUUUAAACUAAACUAAAACUAUACCUCGACACACCAGAAAUUAACUAAUAGUACUUCGUACAUCAUUUCUAGGACCUGGAUGACUGCGUUUUUCAUUAACCGUCCGCAUCUACCAACGUCU